Lachnellula hyalina is the source of this 963-nucleotide messenger RNA. RefSeq names its product Pyrroline-5-carboxylate reductase. The transcript has 2 exons. Gene Ontology annotation, biological process: L-proline biosynthetic process. NCBI's taxonomy places the organism in Eukaryota, Fungi, Ascomycota, Leotiomycetes, Helotiales, Lachnaceae. The coding region runs from base 1 to 963 and encodes 320 amino acids. Gene Ontology annotation, molecular function: pyrroline-5-carboxylate reductase activity. The record is from RefSeq and is a predicted model, not a curated record.
AUGGCAAGCAACGGUGAAAAAGGAUCAGAGAUGACUUUGACAGUCUUGGGCUGCGGUACAAUGGGCAUAGCAAUCCUCUCCGGGAUCCUCUCUUCCCUCUCCUCCUCAUCCCCAUCCACAAACACAUCCACCUCCACCUCCACAUCAACAGAAACACCCUCCCGCCUCCCCUCCCGCUUCAUCGCUUGCGUCCGAACCCCCACCCGAGCAUCCCAAAUCCAAACCGCCCUCUCCUCCCACCUAAACGUCGUCUCCAUCGUCCAAAAUGAAAAUGUCCGCGCCUGCACCGAAGCAGACAUCAUCCUCCUCGCCUGCAAACCCUACAUGGUAUCCUCCAUCCUAGCCGCAGAAGGCAUGCGCACUGCUUUGCAGAACAAACUCCUCAUCAGCAUCUGCGCCGGCGUGACCAAAGAAGCAAUCCUCGACUCCCUCUCCCUCUCCCCGGGUGAAGAAGCACCGACAGUCAUCCGCGCAAUGCCCAACACGGCGUCCCAGAUCCGCGAAUCCAUGACCGUAAUCGCAACCUCCACCCCGCCCCUACCCACCGAGACAGAAGCCCUCGUAACCUGGAUCUUCAAACGCAUCGGCGACGUCGUCUACCUGCCCGCUUCCAACAUGGACGCCUCGACCGCAUUGUGCGGAUCCGGGCCUGCCUUCUUCGCGCUCGUGCUGGAGGCUGCUAUCGAUGGCGCCGUCGCGAUGGGCAUCCCGAGAGCAGAGGCCCAGCGUAUGGCGGCGCAGACCAUGAGGGGCGCGGCGGGGCUGGUGCUUAAUGGCGAGCAUCCGGCGAUACUGAGGGAUAAGGUUACGACGCCUGGAGGGUGUACGAUUGGAGGCUUGCUGGUGCUGGAGGAGGGUAUGGUUAGGGGGACGGUGGCGAAGGCUGUUAGGGAGGCGACGGGGGUGGCGGCGUUGUUGGGGAAGGGUGUUCAGGGGGUUAAUGGAACGAGGAGGUUAGAGUAA